Messenger RNA from Drosophila hydei, 4091 nucleotides. Its product is annotated as retinal guanylyl cyclase 2. Gene Ontology annotation, molecular function: peptide receptor activity; guanylate cyclase activity; protein kinase activity. The record is from RefSeq and is a predicted model, not a curated record. Gene Ontology annotation, biological process: intracellular signal transduction; protein phosphorylation; receptor guanylyl cyclase signaling pathway. The coding region runs from base 34 to 3489 and encodes 1151 amino acids. The transcript has 9 exons. NCBI's taxonomy places the organism in Eukaryota, Metazoa, Arthropoda, Insecta, Diptera, Drosophilidae.
CAAAAUGCCAGUUUCAACAGGCUGCGUCCCUUUAUGAAUCUGUUCUCGCUCUACGAUCUAUUGCUGUCGCACAUUACGACUGACAAUGCCACGCCAGCCAAGCCCAAGUACGAUUUCAUAGUUCUGGACAUUGUUGUGGAUGCUGCACUUGCCACAUACAAAUGGCGUCCACUGCUCAUAUUGGAGGGUGACAAGGCGCUGGGACACUCGGGCAGUUACAUAACGCACUCCAUUCAACCGGGUUACGAUGAAUGGCUCUUGGUCAGCAAUGCUCAGAUGUGGCAUUGUGGCGCCAUCUGUUGGACAAUUGCGGCAAUAUGCAUAGGCCUGCUGAUCAUCAUUGUGGCAGCCAGCGUCGCUGCUGGCAUAGCCGUGAGAAACUACUUUCUGCGGAAAAGACUGUCGAAGGGACCCAACAAGAUUGUGCUCUCGGCCAGUGACUUUGUUUUCCCUGUGGACUCACGUCGCGUGGAUGAGGGCAUUGAGGCCAUGCUCUGCUGCUGGCUACAGCAGCUGCAGGAAUUCGGCGGCCCCGAGGUGGACAAGCCAGAUUUGCUUAAGGGCUCGAUUGGCUCGCUGAAGAAUCUGGGUUUUGUAAUUCCCGGCACGGCUGCAGCGGGCAACAGUGGCGGCAUAGCUGGAGCUGGUGGGACUACCACAACGGCAACGGUUAACGGCAAGACUGGCUCCUCGGCAUCGGGCAGCCUGGCUCGUCAUAAGCCCGCGCAUCUGGACAUGCGCGCACGCUACAACGGCGAUCUGGUGCAGCUCAAGGAGAUACACUUGAAUGGCUCAGCAGAGCUGCGAUCGAAGGCCAUGGACCUGCUAGUCAUGGCGCAUGGGCUGCGGCACGAGAAUAUAAAUCCCCUAAUUGGCUGGCUGUCGGAUCCGAGUCGCACGGCAAUGGUCUUCGACUAUUGUUCACGCGGCUCGCUGCAAGAUGUGCUCAUCAUGGAUGAGAUUAAACUGGACUGGUCCUUCCGCCUCAGUCUGUUGACUGAUCUGGUGCGGGGCAUGCGCUACCUACAUGCCUCGCCGCUGCGCAUCCAUGGCGCACUGACCUCCAGAAAUUGUGUGGUGGAUGCCAGAUGGGUUCUCAAGAUCACAGACUAUGGUCUGAAUUCCUUUUACGAAACGCAGGGCCUGUCGCAGUUGCCACGCAACAACAAGGAGCUGCUGUGGACAGCGCCAGAAUUGCUGCGCACUAUGAAAACGCAAGAGCAGCAGCAACAUCACCAUCACCAUCAUCAGCAUGGACGCGUGCAGAUGGGCACACAGUUGGGCGACGUCUACUCCUUCGGCAUCAUCAUGCAGGAGGUGGUGGUGCGGGGCGAGCCCUACUGCAUGCUCUCACUCUCGCCAGAUGAAAUUAUAGCCAAGCUUAAAAAGCCACCACCCCUAAUCAGACCGUCGGUCUCCAAGGGAGCUGCACCACCAGAGGCCAUCAACAUAAUGCGACAGUGCUGGGCCGAACAGCCAGACAUGAGACCCGACUUUAAUUCCGUUUACGAGCGCUUCAAAAUGCUCAAUCACGGCCGGAAAGUAAAUUUUGUGGACACAAUGUUUCAAAUGCUGGAAAAAUACUCGAACAAUCUGGAGGAAUUAAUACGCGAGCGCACCGAGCAGUUGGACAUUGAAAGAAAGAAAACUGAGCAGUUGCUGAAUCGCAUGUUGCCAAGCUCUGUUGCUGAGAAACUCAAAAUGGGCCUGGCGGUCGAUCCAGAGGAGUUCUCGGAUGUCACAAUUUAUUUCAGCGACAUUGUCGGCUUCACAACAAUCGCGGCUCACUGCAGUCCAGUGCAGGUGGUGGACCUUCUCAAUGAUCUCUACACAAUAUUCGAUGCCACCAUCAAUGCUUACAAUGUCUACAAGGUGGAGACCAUUGGAGAUGCUUAUAUGGUCGUCAGUGGACUGCCGGUUAAAAUACCCGAUCAUGCCGAGCAGAUAGCCACCAUGGCACUCGAUCUGCUCCACCAGAGCGGACGCUUCAAUGUCAAGCAUCUGCCAGGUGUGCCGCUCCAGCUACGCAUCGGCCUGCACACGGGUCCAUGCUGCGCGGGCGUUGUGGGUCUAACGAUGCCGCGCUAUUGUCUAUUUGGCGAUACGGUCAAUACAGCCUCCAGAAUGGAAUCAACAGGGUCCUCUUGGCGCAUUCACAUGUCGCAAGAGACUCGCGAUCGCUUAGAGGCACGUGGUGGCUAUUCGAUAGAGCCUCGAGGUCUCAUUGAUAUCAAGGGCAAAGGCAUGAUGAACACGUUUUGGCUGCUGGGCAAGAAAGGCUUUGAGAAGCCCUUGCCGGUCCCACCACCCAUUGGGGAGUCGCAUGGAUUGGAUGAAUCACUAAUACGCAACUCGAUUACGCUGAAGGCGCAGGCGAACAAGUCGCGAACCAGCACAAAUCCGUCAUCGUCUCAAAGCUCUUCGCUGGCUGGUGAAACAGUUGAGGUUAAGGUGGAGAUAACGCCACCUGCUAACACGGACAUGGGCUCCAGUAUAUUGCCCAACUCCUAUUCGCUGGACUCGAACUCAACCAACACCAUUAGCCCCAAUACAACGCUAUGUCCGGAGUUUCCUACGAAGACGCCCAGCAGCACAAGUCCACAAUCGCGCAAGCUAUCGGAGCUGACGCCGGAUAGUCUGCUGAAUCCCAAUAGCUUCAAUCGCUUGCCUAGCUCCACGGGCGGCUCUAGCUCGCGCUUAUAUAAGAAGAUUGAGGAAAUGAUGGAUCUUAGCUCACCGUACAAUCACUACAAGUGUCUCAGUCCCAGCGAGAGCAACCUGACCCAGUUCUAUGAUGGCAAAUACCUGUAUGGAAAUUCGAGUGGGUCCAACGUCGCUGGAAAUAAUGGACCUGGCAGUGGCGGCUGUUCCGUUAGCGGCAGCACCUCAAAGUUCGAUAGCAAGCCAGGCUCCAGCCGACUGCUGCGUCGUCAGUUCAGUCUGGACCGCGACGAUCAGCAGACCAAAGUGGAGCAGCAGCACCAGCACUCGCUGCAGGCCAGCAACUAUGCUGCCUUAAUGAAUGCCAGCAAGAACUCCAUGCUCGAUAUACCAAUGCUGCACGACACUUCGCGCAGUCCGAAAGGCACCUUGACACGAGCGCACAAACAAAACUCAACAUCCAUAGCGCAGGACUUGGAGAAGAUCGAAGAGAUUCCGCUCUCGCCGGCCUCCUCGCAGCAUCACAGCAGUCUGGAUAGCAAUCUGAAUCGAAGUCCGCCCUCCACGCUGGAGGCUCAAUCGCCUCCGGUGACAACUAUGCCCGCCUCCGGUGCACCGCUCAGCCCACCGUUGCUCUCGGCACCAACCUCGCCGGCACCGUCGCGCACGCUCAAUGGCCUUGAUGCGCAUAGUCGGUCUAACAAAAAUAACAACAACAACAGCAGCAACAUCAGAAGCGAGAGCAGCGACAGCCCCAAUCCGACACAGGAAAGCAACAUGCCCAGCCCCGAGAUAGUCCUCAACGUGGAGCAGCUGCUUAGCAGAUAGGACACGGUUUAGGCCACAGCGCCCAAGUCAUUUAUAAAGCUUUAGAUCUGAGGUCGUCUUCAAGUAAGAGAAUUACCGAGAAUUUUCAGUGUUGUGAUGUGCAAAGUAAAGUACCUCAAAGCAUGCAAACUUGGUUCCAGGUGCGAAAUGAAAGUACAACUUAGUCGAUGAUUAGUAAUGUCCAUCGAUCGAAUAAAUAUAUAUUCGAACCGGCUUCUCACACUAGUCAAGGUCAAUCUUAGCCAAUUAACGUUCGAAAUACAACAUACUCCCAUCUAGCUUUAUCUUCAAACGGUUCGCACACAGGACUAAAAGUAGAAAGUAGGCUCCUUAAAUAUGAUUUCAUCAAAAUUGAUAUUCGACUUUCAAUGAAUUUCAAUUGGAAUAAUUAAUGUCAACAACAAGAUUAGAAGAGUUCUUAAUAUAACUUAAAGUAACCUUCUCUGUCCCCAUAUGUGGUUAGUAAGUAUAGGGAACUGGGAUGAGGCCCAUUAAGUGUUAAUCAAUUUUAUAAAAGUCUAAUCAAAAUUACAAUUAACUGCAUGAAACUUUCAGAACUGAACACACCUUAAUGAGCGUAAUCUAAAAACUAUAUCUGAACU